UCCCCAUUGCCCCCAAUGUCCCCGAUGUCCCCGAUGUCCCCUCAGAUGCGCAGCCGUCCCUCCCUCCUGCGCCGUCUCGUCUCCACCGACCUCUUCUACUUCCGGAGCCCGUGGCCGGAGCUGCGGGCGGCGGCGGCCAUGUUCCUGGGAUUCCUGGUGCUCCACAUGGACGAGGAGCAGGGCGAGGAGGUGGACCUGGACGAGCUCCUGUCUGCCCUGAAGCUGCUCCUGAAGGAUCCGGUUCCCGCUGUGCGGAUCAAGGUGGCCGAGACCCUGGGACGCCUCGUCCGGCUCCUCUGAAUCCCGGAAUUCCCAGAAUUCCUGGAAUUCCCAGACCCUGGGACGCCUCAUCUGCCUCUUCUGAAUCCCAGAAUUCCCAGAAUUCCAAAGAUUCCUGGAAUUCCCAGACCCUGGGACACCUCAUCUGCCUCCUCUGAAUCCCAGAAUUCCCAAAAUUCCUGGAAUUCCCAGACCCUGGGAUGCCUUGUCUGCCUCCUCUGAAUCCCAGAAUUCCUGGAAUUCCCAGAAUUCCCAGACCCUGGAACACCUCAUCCGCCUUCUCUGAAUCCCAGAAUUCCUGGAAUUCCCAAAAUUCCCAGACCCUGGAACACCUCAUCCGCCUCCUCUGAAUCCCGGAAUUCCCGGAAUUCCCGGCUCAGCUCAGCAAUACCCCGGGGGAUCCCAAUCCAUGGGCAAAGUCUUCCUGCUCCUCCUUCCUCGGGAACACACGGGGGCAAUAAAAAAUCCUGGGAAAAACGUCCGGAAUUGGGGAAGAGCUCCGGAGAGAUCCCGACGGAUCCGGGAUCCGUUCCCACUGCGCCGCUUCCCGAUGGAAAACGGGAUCCGUUCCCGAAAUUCCCAGCCGGAACCUCCCCCCCCCUGUACAGAGAGCUAUUUUUAAAUAAAGCUUUUGGCUCCUGA
Hirundo rustica (Barn swallow) is the source of this 921-nucleotide messenger RNA. RefSeq names its product maestro heat like repeat family member 1 (gene MROH1). Gene Ontology annotation, molecular function: protein binding. Bases 16 to 300 code for a protein of 94 amino acids. The transcript is spliced from 3 exons. The record is from RefSeq and is a predicted model, not a curated record. Lineage: Eukaryota; Metazoa; Chordata; Aves; Passeriformes; Hirundinidae.